AUGGGACAAUCCAAGAGCAAACAUGAACCUGAAGUUCCACGUGAAGCUCCACUGUUGGAGAAGCCGUGGAGGACAGCCAACUGGGGGAAAGACAAUCCAUCAUUGAACAGAAGUGAAGGACACCAUCUGACUCCUAUUUAUUCCUCCAUCCUCAGACCUAAAUCAAUAAGAGCACCCAUCAGAGGCCGUGCUAACAGAAAGAGCAAACAGGACUUGCUGAGAGCAGUGAAGGAGUUCAGACCAACUGAUGAUGUGAGCCAUGUGCGUGUUCUUCUGUAUGGGCCUGUGGGGGCAGGGAAGUCCAGUUUUGUGAACUCUGUGGGCAUUGCGAUCCGAGGCAGAGGAGUCAUUGAUGCUGCAGCCAACGCCAGCACAGACAGCACCAAGAGCUUCACUUUGAAGUACAAAACCCACCACAUCAGAAAAGAAGGACAUAAAGAGUACUAUCCGUUUGUGUUCAAUGACGUCAUGGGUCUGGAGAGUGGUGAAGAUAUCGGCGCUCGAGCUGAGGACAUCAAACUGGCCAUGAUGGGGCACAUGAGGGACGGCUACACGUUCAACCCUAUUUCUACACUGUCGGAGAGCAACACUCAGUUCUAUAACCCCACUCCAUCUGCAGAUGACAAAGUGCACCUGCUGGUUUGUAUGUUGUCUGCAAAUGCUCCGGACAUCAAGCCGUCUGUGCUUCAGAAGAUGAAGGAAAUCAGAGAGACUGCUCGAGACCUGGGGAUUCCUCAGGUCGCUGUGGCCACACACAUUGAUGCCAUGUGUGAGGAGGUCCAAAAAGAUGUGAAGAAUGUCUUCAGGAGCAAAUACCUCAAACAGAAGAUGGAAAUAUUCAGUGCGACUGUGGGAAUCCCUGUGAACUGCAUUUUCCCAGUGAAGAACUACAGUGUUACUGUGGAUAAUGAGGAGGACAUGGACAUCCUGAUCCUGACUGCUCUCAAACACAUGCUCAACUUUGCCGACGAUUACCUCGACACAUUAUAAACAUCUAUUAAUUCACUUCUUUACGUUGUACAAUAUUAUCACUGAGGGAACACACAACUGAAUAUCAAAGUACAUUCACACUCAUACACAUGCACAAGUGUUGUAUGGAUGAUUGUUUCAUCACUAUUAUAGUAUUUUAGAGAACUGCAUAAUUGUUUCUGAUGACCAGUUGAAUUUCCUAAGUUUCAGAAUGAUGAAUAAUUAGAAACGUUGCCAUAGCAGCUAACAAUAUCAAACAAAAUAUGAUAUGUUCUGAAUGUUAUAAAUGUUGCCUGUAAGUAUAACUGGAAACUGAAAAUGAGAAAAGAUGCCUAAUAAACAGACUAUAUAUACAAUGCUGUU
Messenger RNA from Boleophthalmus pectinirostris (great blue-spotted mudskipper), 1332 nucleotides. RefSeq names its product interferon-induced protein 44-like. The coding region runs from base 1 to 990 and encodes 329 amino acids. The transcript is spliced from 9 exons. The record is from RefSeq and is a predicted model, not a curated record. Lineage: Eukaryota; Metazoa; Chordata; Actinopteri; Gobiiformes; Gobiidae.